CCAAAGACCAAUCAGAAGGAAGCUAACAGAUCCCAUUUUGAUACCCAUUAGAAUUUAUUUCUUGCUUUCUCCAUCGCUCUCUCUGCUUGCAAAUAGUGUGAUUACUCAGGACUGUUGUGGGAUAUGUAUGCACUCUGCUCUGUCAACAGUUGGUCUUAGAUGUAAAUAUCCUUUUGUGGCCGGUGUGCUCUUUCAAAGUUUUUUGGGUGCUGGAGGAACAUGGCCAUGAGGUCCGUGGCUGGGUGUGUGUUUCUGGCCUGCCUUUCAUUAGUUGUUUCUCAAUUCACUGACGAUGAUGACCCUAGUCUGCACCAGGGACCAGGACCCCACAAACACACACAUAAAAAGAAUGUAACAAUUGAAAUAUUAGUGGAGCAUGAAGACGAGCAUCCAACAGACACUCCCUGUGAUCAAGUCAUUGCCUGUCCCAUUCAUCUGUACUUCGUGUUGGACACCUCUGAGACCAUUGCUCUACAGGAGAGCCCACCAGGCAGUCUGGUACAGAGCGUGGCGAAAUGGACCGAGGCGUUUGCUGGGAAGCUCCAGGAGGAGGAGUACAAACGUCAGGUGAAGAUCAGCUGGUCGCUGGGGGGACUCCACUUCUCUCAGACACAAAAGAUCUUCAGCCAAAUCACCAGUAAAGAUCUCUUUCUCAAUAAUUUGAGGCCUAUCAACAAAUGGUCCCAGAUAUACCUGGGUAAAGGUACCUACACGGACUGUGCUCUGGACGAGAUGACUAAACAGAUGCACAGUAUCCCAGGUGAGCCAGACGCAGUCCGCUUUGCUGUUGUGGUCACGGACGGCCACGUGACUGGCGCCCCCUGUGGAGGAAUCAAGGAGUCCGCAGAGCGAGCUAGAGACCAGCGCAUCAGCCUGUUCUCAGUGGCAGCCUCCAAGGUGGCUGAGGAGAGUGGGAUGGUCCUGAUAGCCAGCUCUCCUGUUGGAGUGUACCGCUCAAACUACAUGGCCGUCAAUGUCACCACUGGCAGAAUAAUAGAAGCAUCCAUUAAUGAGAUAAUCCAAGCCAUGAAAUAUCAAGCCUACUUGCAGUGUUCCAAACUCCAGUGUCUGGAAUCUCCAGGACCUCCUGGGCCAAAAGGAAACAAAGGACCAAAGGGGGCGAAAGGAGGAGUUGGUUCUCCAGGAGGCAAAGGGGCCAAGGGAGAACAGGGAGACUCAGGAAUUGAAGGUCCAAUUGGUUUUCCAGGUCCAAAGGGUUUACCUGGUCUCAAAGGUGAAAAGGGUGAAUUUGGAUUCGAUGGAAAUAAGGGAAUGUCAGGAACUCCCGGCAAGAAUGGAACGCAUGGACAGAAGGGUAAAAUUGGUCGAAUCGGAACUUUUGGUUGUAAAGGAGAUCCGGGUGAGAGGGGCCCGGAUGGUUUCCCUGGAGCAUCUGGUGACAAAGGAGCACCAGGAGAUGCAGGGGAGAAGGGGGACCCGGGUCGUAAUGGAAGGCCAGGCCCUACUGGACCUCCGGGGGACAGUGGAGUACCGGGGGAUGAAGGCAUCUCAGGGAUUCCAGGGUCACCAGGAAACAAAGGAACACCAGGGUCUCCUGGUGAACAAGGACCUAAAGGACAGGAUGGGCGACCAGGAGAUAAUGGUCCCAAAGGACGUGUUGGACCAGACGGAACUAAGGGAGGCAAGGGAGAGCCUGGCCUGCAAGGAAAGCCAGGUCCUCAUGGCAACAUUGGCACUAAAGGUUCAAAGGGAGGUGCGGGUCUGCCAGGUCCAAGAGGAUUGCCAGGAGAAGAUGGGCCUGACGGACGGCCUGGAGCGCCUGGAGAACCUGGUGAUAGUGGAGACAGAGGAAACCCUGGAGAUCGCGGUGAAAAGGGUGACAAAGGAAGGGACGGAUUCAGCUACCCUGGACCACGAGGACCAACGGGUGAGCGAGGGGACAAAGGACGUCCAGGCCCUCGAGGAAGCAGAGGGAACUGUGGCAGCAAAGGAGAGUCUGGAAUCAAAGGACCAAACGGUGCCCCGGGCUACCCCGGACAGCAUGGGGAGAAUGGGAGCAGGGGACCUGAAGGCAAUCCUGGGAAGGCUGGAGAUCCCGGGCCAGAGGGAAACCCAGGGCUUACUGACUGUGAUGUCAUGAGCUACAUCCGAGAGACCUGUGGUUGUUGUGACUGUGAGAAGCUCUGUGGGGCGCUGGACAUCGUGUUUGUGAUUGACAGCUCAGAGUCUGUGGGUCUAACCAACUUCACCCUGGAGAAGAACUUUGUGAUCAACACCAUCAACCGACUGGGAUCCAUGGCAACACACCCCAACUCAGAGACAGGGACCAGGGUUGGUGUUGUCCAGUACAGUCACAAUGGGACCUUUGAGGCCAUCCACCUCAACGACUCUAGAAUUGACUCCAUGGGCGCGUUUAAGGAGGCUGUGAAAAACCUGCAGUGGAUCGCCGGGGGAACCUGGACACCGUCCGCGCUGAAGUUCGCCUACGACCACCUGAUCAGGGACAGCCGCCGGGCCAAAUCCAAGGUGUCAGUGGUGGUAAUCACGGAUGGACGGUUUGACCCGCGGGACGAUGACAAUCUGCUGGGAUACCUCUGCAAUUUUCCCAAUGUGGACGUGAGCGCAAUCGGGGUCGGAGACAUGUUCAACCUGGAGGGACAGCACGAGAGUCUGGAUUCCAUUGCCUGUAACAAACAUGAACGCGUGACACCGAUGACCCGCUUUGCUGAUCUGGUGGCUGAGAACUUUAUGGACAAAAUGGAGAAUGUUCUCUGCCCUGAGCCGAUAACAGUUUGUCCUGACCUGCCCUGCGCAUCAGAGCCAGAGGUUAUGCAGUGUGUCGACCGGCCUGUUGAUCUGGUGUUCCUCAUGGAUGGCUCAGAGCGUCUCGGCAUCAACAACUUCAAUCAAAUCCGCAGCUUUGUGGAAAAAGUGGCAACCCGCCUGACACUGGCUCGCAGCAAGAACGAUAACCAGGGUGUCCGCAUGGCGUUGCUGCAGUACGGAGGACAUAGGGAUCACCACUCCGCCUUCCACCUCACCCAUGACCUCCCAUCCAUCUUGGAGGGGCUGGAGAGCAUGGCCUACCAGGACAUGCCUUCUUCCAUUGUGGCGCCGGCCAUCAUACAUGCCCUGGACAGCGUCAGCAACAGCAGCCAGAUAAGGCGCGCCGCGGAGCUCAACUUUGUCUUCAUCACCGAUGGUGUCACCGGGAAACACGAGCUGCAGGAGGCAAUCGACAAAAUGCGGAAAAACCAGGUGGUCUCCACAGUGCUAACCAUGGGGAAGGAUGUGGAACACGAGGUAGUGGAGCAGCUGGCCUUAAAGGACAAGUACUCCAUCUUUGAAGGACAGGACUACCUUGAGCUUAACAAGCCCAACUUCCUGAAUCGCUUCAUUCAGUGGAUCUGUUAAAGGGAUCACUUAUCUGAACCGUCAGGUUUGAGCAAAUGUUGAGCUAAUUUUGAGAGUUACGGCUGAAUCAUUCUGCCUUCAGGUUGAUGUGAUGUUGGGGGUUAAUGGGUUAGGAUGUGGGUGGGUUAGGAUGUGUAUGGGUUAGGA
Messenger RNA from Esox lucius (northern pike), 3522 nucleotides. RefSeq names its product collagen alpha-2(VI) chain. The transcript has 32 exons. The record is from RefSeq and is a predicted model, not a curated record. Bases 220 to 3375 code for a protein of 1051 amino acids. Lineage: Eukaryota; Metazoa; Chordata; Actinopteri; Esociformes; Esocidae.